AUGACAGCGCCCCUUGUCAGGGGCCGCAAAGAGUUUGGGUGCGGUGGGCCACAGUGGAAGCUAUUUGGAAUCAUCCUUCUGGUGUUAACGUUCGUCUGUGUGGAACUCGCAGCAAUUGGAGUCGGAGCUGCGCAUGUGCACCAGUGCAAAGUGGAGGAGAAGAUCCCAGUGUUCCUUGUGGUUUCCGGCGCGCUAUGCCUGCUGGGAGGUGUGACAAGUGUGAGGCGAUCACGUGGGGAACGGAUCGACACCUGCUGUUGCAGCUACACCUGUGACAGGUACAACAUACCUGUGGUGCUGCUGAUAGUGGGAUGGUUCAUUACAGGCAAUGUUUGGGUGUACUCCGUAUACCCUAGCGUAAACACGGUGGACACCGGAAAUCUAUCGUAUUGCCAGCCCACACUCUACUUCUUCGCCUUUUGUUACGUCACCAUCAAGUGGAUCAUGGCUGUCCUGGCUGCCAUGGCAUUGCCGUUCGUCAUGACGUCAUUCUCCCUGCCGUUCACGGUACAGUCGCCAGGUGGCAGGCACGGUUAUUCCCCCUUCUAGACUAUCAAGCUCUAGAAGAAGUAAAAGAUGACACUGCGUUUUGUGACAGCAAUGGCAUGCUAGUUGUUAUGCAGUUUACGAAUUAUGUACGAUAAGAGAAUGAGUUUUUCAGUGUAACAUCUGCAUAAAGUAACAUUAUAUUGUAUUGAUAUGUGGACUUCUGUCCAUGCAACCGCAAUGCCGUAACUGUUUGGAAAAUAACAAAACGAUUUUCAUUCAUAGGUAUAUUAGAUAAUGCAGUUGUAACAUCGACGACUUACCUGUAAUUUUACUUUUGACUUCUUGUAUGUGAGAAAGAGAUAUACUGAAUUUUCCGACACUGUUGACGUACACUGCUCCUAUAUCUUCUAUUACUGUAUAUAACGUUACAUGUACAUGUAGAUCGAUCCAUCAUGAUUAAUCCCUAUACAAUAUAGAUACUAAAUUACUUUCGUCUCAAUGUUGGGUGUGGAGCACAGGUGUGUAGGUGUGUAGAGAGACUGUGCUGUGGGAAGCAUAGAUGGUUUCCAAAUGUAUUACGUCACAAAAAUGAAAACGAAAGUUCCGCUGUAGUAAGGUAACAAGACAUUAGGGAUCCCCAAAUCUAAUUGUUUUAAGCUGUCAUCGUGUUGUACAUUCAGAUCAAAUGUCAAAACAAUUCAUCAAGGAUUUCUCGAGUUAUGGUGCACAUGAUGACGUACAGGCGCUAGCACACACACACACACACACUCACACACACACACACACACAC
Molecule: messenger RNA, 1279 nt
Organism: Branchiostoma floridae (Florida lancelet)
Lineage: Eukaryota; Metazoa; Chordata; Leptocardii; Amphioxiformes; Branchiostomatidae
Product: transmembrane protein 272-like
Exons: 4
Coding region: 1-549 (182 amino acids)
Source: RefSeq, a predicted model, not a curated record